UAGGAAAACAUAUAAGAGGCCGGCAGGAACGGAGUGUGAGUGGAGGAGACGAGAGCUGUCAGACCUGAAGUCCAGUAAUUAUACAAAUAUGAAGUCUUCAUCUACCUUGAGCAUUCGGCUAUGGGUGUAACAUCAGGCCUCGACCAGCCUGUGAGGGGGAGAAACUGGUUAAAGCAGAGAGAGAACUAGUUUGUUGACAUGCGGGGCUCCUGUGCCGUUUCCUGUCAGUGCAACUCGUGCUAACUCCGUAACUCCGACCGGUUUCAGCACCGCAGCUCAGAAAGACUGGCUGGACUCUUGAUAACCUCCAUCCAUCUCUGAAGGCUACAGACCUACAACAGGAUGGAGUCUAUCAACACCUCCAUGUCCAACUCUGCACCGGGGGCUGACCCCUCACCUGCCCCACAUCCUGCCAUGUCCAUCGAUAAGCUUUUCCCCGCUCUCCUUGAGUGUUUUGGGAUCAUACUGUGUGGAUAUGCAGCUGGCCGUGCCAAUAUCAUCACAUCCACACAAGCCAAAGGCCUGGGGAACUUUGUGUCAAGGUUUGCUCUGCCAGCACUGCUAUUUAAGAACAUGGUGCUGCUGGACUUUGGAAAUGUCAUCUGGCCAUUUCUUUGGAGCAUUCUGGUGGCCAAACUGACUGUGUUCUUCAUUGUGUGUGUGCUGACAUUGCUGGUGACCAGCAAGGACACCAGAUUCUCCAAAGCAGGCCUUUUCUCCAUAUUUGCUACUCAGAGUAAUGACUUUGCUCUGGGAUACCCUAUAGUUGAGGCUCUAUACAGAAACACCCAUCCAGAGUACCUGCAGUACAUUUACUUGGUGGCUCCGGUCUCCCUCAUGGUGCUAAAUCCAAUUGGUUUUGCAUUCUGUGAGGUCCAGAAGCGGCGGGGUGAGCACAUGCAGCAUCAGAGUAAGCUGCAUGUGGUUGGGGUGGUGCUGCUCCAGGUUCUCAGGAACCCCAUCGUCUUCAUGGUGGUGGUCGGGAUUGCGUCACACUUCCUACUGGGCCAGAAGAUCCCACCGUUCAUGGAGGAGUUUGUGGAUGGCUUGGCCAACUCGUUUGGAGGUGCGGCUCUGUUUUAUCUGGGUCUGACCAUGGUGGGUCAACUAAGGAAGCUGACAAAGUCCACAGUGGUGGCUCUGAUACUGCUCAUCACCGCAAAACUGCUGGUGAUGCCACUGAUUUGUAGAGGCAUGGUGGAGGUUUUGGACAGUGGAAACUUUAGCUCUCUAAACCACAGCAGUCUGUCUAACUACGCUUUCCUGUACGGAGUCUUUCCCACUGCGCCCAGUGUGGCCAUAUAUGCUGCACACUACAACAUGGAGCUACAGGUGGUGACCUCAGGGAUGGUUAUCAGCACCUUUCUCUCUGCCCCUAUCAUGUAUGUCUCUGCCUGGCUGCUGACUAUUCCCUGGAUGGAUCCCAAACCACUAGCAUCUGCGUUGCAGAAUAUUAGCUUUAACAUCAGCAUUGUCAGCCUGUUUGCACUGGUGUGGUGUGUGGCUGUAAAAAUAAUGAGUAAGAAAGUCUGCAGUCUUCCUCAUAUGUUUACAGUUAAUCUGUUUGUGGCACAGUUGGGGGUAUGUAUAGGUAUGAUUGCUUGGAACUUUGUAGUGGUUAAAGAUAACUUCAUUGGUCAGGUGUUUACCUUUACUCUGCUAUAUGGCUCACUCUACAGUACCUACAUAUGGCCAGGAUUGAUAGCCAUCUCUCUCUACCUGUUGAAGAGGGAUGAGCAGCUAAAGGUGCAGCCAGGUAUUAUAAUGAUCAUUGGCUGGGGUGUGCCAAUGGUUGCAGUAAGCAUUCUCCUCAUGGUGGGAGAGAAAAUGCAGGACACCAUCGACUCUGCUUUCUUUUUUGGCACAUCGCAGAUAUUUUGCACAUCAGUAGUGCUGUGUGUGGGUAUAGUUGUAGCAGGUGUGUCUCUCAUGCUACUCAGCAGAGGCACCCAGGAAUAUCAGACCCUUGAGCAGGAAACAGCAAAUGGCACUGCAGAAGACCUGAGAGCAGACAACAGCGUGCCGGCCCAGUGCACUUUUGAGCAGUCUUCCAUAGAGGAUGACAUCAGGCCAGAGUGUAAGGGCUGUCAGUGCAGUAGUGCUUCUGUUCAGUCAAUGACUAAUAUGGUUAUCAACAACAGUGUGAAGGACACUUCAUCUGCACAGCAAGGUGAGUGCGGGAGCUGCUGUGAUUCCUCUCAUUGUUUGCUGGUGGAAGAGGAAGAGAAAUGGCAGAGUGCAGACAGACAGAUGGCCAGACAUGCUUUGCUUUGCUUGUUACUCACCGUCAGUCUUCUUGCUAAUCUCUCCAGCUGCCUCUGGUGGCUCCUUAGUCCAGUUCCAGGCAGGUUGUACUUGGAGCUACAGUUCUUCUGUGCUAUCAUCAACUUUGGACAGGGUUUCAUAUCUUUUGGAAUUUUUGGCCUUGACAAACAUUUAAUCAUUUUACCAUUUAAAAAGAGGUUAGCCAAUCUGAGACAGGCUUUUGGUCAAGAGGCAGCGAUCCAGUCAGACAUAUCUGAGGAGAUCAGACUGACCUGUAAUCAGUUCCUUAAAUAUCAUAAAGAACAGUGUGUGCAAGACAUCGUCCAUAAGAAGAGGUGUGGGAAGCGGAGCAUAGCAGAGACCUUUCUGGGUAGUGAAAUGGUGCAGUGGCUGCAGACUGUUGGACUUGCUAGUGACCAGGGGGAGGCGCUAUUGUAUGGCUCACGGCUGCUGGAGGGUGGCGUUAUCCACCAUAUCACCCAUAACUAUGGUUUCCUGGAUGACACCCUGCACUAUCGUUUCACAGAAAACAUAGCUAAUCACUAAAGCUGGAUGAAUAUAAAGGCUAGAAAAGGCUAAUGUUGGUUCAAUUUCAUCUUCAAAGUAAUGCGCUGUGUGCCUAAUUUAACUUGUAGUGUGUUAUUAUGGCUUGAGAGUAGUUUACACUGGGCUUACACUGACCCUUUCCUAACCUCUUGGGUAUGGGAUGGAAAAAAGGGACGGUAAGAUUAACACUGUGCUGCUUAUAGGACUAGGUGAUGGUUUGCAUGCUAAGUUGCAUGUAUAGCACCACUGUGUUCUGGGUAUUUUACAUGUAAAUACCACAUAUUGAAGCUAUAAGAGCUUCAAAUAUAGAGGAAUAUAAUGGCCACAAAAAUACAAGCUUUGUUACAAUAAUGCAAGUAGAAAUCUUGCAGCAACAGGUACUUCUUCCAGUAUCUCCUGGAUACUCUCUAUACAGAAUAGUGCAAACAGCUGAAGCUAAAACAUCUGGGAUCAAUGUAGGUCAUCAUAAAACCAGUCUGUGUGAAAUCUUUGUCUUUUUCAGAAGUUUCACUUGGUUACAAUUAUUUCAUAUUACAGUUGUAUGCAAAUGUUUGUGUGCCCCUGGUCAAAUUACAUUUUUAUUGAAGUCAAAAUAAGUACAUAUUCUCCUUAGAUAGCACACUUCUGCAUGUUUAAAGGCACAAUUACUGUUUGCUGAAUAACACUGGGGGGAAAAAAGAUGGCCUGUGCAGAAAAAUGCCAUAUAGGUUUGUUCCCUGUAAAGGAUGUUAUUUCUUAUUAUAUUUUUUUCUCAUUUUCACUUCUAUAAAACAUGUCAUUUGACCAGGAGUCUUCAAACUUUUUGUGUAAGAAUGUAUUAAUGAAAUUAAUAUUGCACUGAAAAAAAGUCUUCCAUUAAUAAGUUGGUACUUAUUAGCUACGAUAAAAUCAUUUUAACAGCUUAAUAAGGUUUUAUAAAGAUUUCUCCAGAAAUUGUUUAUCACACUGCGAAAGGAUCCUUUAUUUGCAGCACUGAUACAAUUUUCUUUAACUGUAUCAAUGUUUAGGAUAGUCAGACUAGCUAGCAUGAAAAAUUAGAUUAAACAUGAAGUGCUUUUAAAGCCAGAAACAAAAACAAAAUAUGCUUAUAUUGAAAGGAGGGUAAAAUAGAUGAUCUCUACUUUACUUUAUCCAGAACUCCAUGCCUACUGCUUUAAAUAAACAUUGUCACUUAAGUUAUGACUCCAAUUCAAAACUUUUCCCCAAUAUUUCGCUUAUACCUCUGACACAUUGUAGGAUGGAGCCAUAAGUAAAUUAAUUAUUGAGGUUUUAAUGGUCAAUAUUGUUUCACAUUCUCAAAGCCAAAGCUGAGGGAGGAAAUCUGUUCCAUCACUUUGAUUAACCCAAAUGUUUGAGCUUGAAUCCCAGCCGUGGUCUGCAGGAGCUCUUCAUGUUAGAUCCUCAGGUGACCAGGCAGUCUGACGCUAACACUGUGUAACUCCAACUUGUAUAAAACUUGUUUAUUUGCAAAGAGAUUAUUUUGUGUUACUUAUUUAUAAUACAGUUCAUGCCAUUUUUACAUAAUUACAUUUGCCACACAUUGCAUAUUUACAUUAAAUAAACGAUUUCUCCAAGUU
Molecule: messenger RNA, 4388 nt
Organism: Colossoma macropomum (tambaqui)
Lineage: Eukaryota; Metazoa; Chordata; Actinopteri; Characiformes; Serrasalmidae
Gene: gpr155a
Product: G protein-coupled receptor 155a
Exons: 16
Coding region: 343-2811 (822 amino acids)
Biological process (GO): transmembrane transport; intracellular signal transduction
Cellular component (GO): membrane
Source: RefSeq, a predicted model, not a curated record